AGUGUUCAGAAAAAGAGGAUCAGCCUCUGGAAAUCAGAAUACAAAUAAGCAGACAGGAAAGCUUCUCGUGGCUGCUCUCAGAGAGGCUGCCCUUGGCUGCUGGUAGCUGUUGCUCCCAGACUUCUCUCCUUGCCAUCUUCCGGAACAGCCUGUAUCCAGGAGGCAGAAGAUGCCGCACUCCAGCCUGCAUCCGUCCAUCCCGUGUCCCAGGGGUCACGGGGCCAAAAAAGCAGCCUUUGUCCUGCUGAUUGCCUGCCUGGCGGCCCUUUGGGGAAUGGGAGAGCUGUCAGACCACAUUCUCCAGUGGCUGGUGUUCCACCAUGCCUACCUGCAGCUGGGACUGAUGUUAAAGGGAAUCUGCAACCUGGCUGAGGAGAUGCGCCACGUCCACUCCAGGUACCAGAACAGCUACUGGAGGGCUGUGCGGGCCUGCCUGGGCUGCCCCUUCCGCUGUGUGGCCCUGCUGCUGCUGUCCUGCUAUUUCUACUCCUCCUACCCAAACGCGGAUGACUUGCCCCUCACUUGGGUGCUUGCCCUCCUGGGCCUCUCGCAGGCACUGACUAUCCUCCUGGAACUGCAGGACCUGACCCCAGCUGAGGUCUCUACAGUCUGUGAGAAAGGGAACUUCAACGUGGCCCAUGGGCUGGCAUGGUCAUAUUACAUUGGGUAUCUGCGACUGAUCCUACCAGGGCUCCAGGCCCGGAUCCAAAGUUACAACCAGCGCCACAACAACAUACUGCGGGGUGCAGGGAGCCAGCGGCUGUACAUCCUCUUCCCAUUGGACUGUGGGGUGCCUGACGACCUGAGCGUGGCCGAUCCCAACAUUCGCUUCCUCCAUACGCUGCCCCAGUGCAGCUCUGACCGGGCCGGUGUCAAGGGUCGGAGUUACACCAACAGCGUGUAUGAGCUUCUGGAGAACGGACAGCCAGUAGGCACCUGUGUCUUGGAGUACGCCACCCCCUUGCAGUCGCUGUUUACCAUGUCACAGGAUGGCCGAGCUGGCUUUAGCCGGGAGAAUCGGCUUGAGCAGGCCAAACUCUUCUGCCGGACACUUGAGGACAUCCUGGCAGACGCCCCUGAGUCUCAGAACAACUGCCGCCUCAUUGUCUACCAGGAACCUGAAGAUGGAAGCAGCUUCUCACUGGCCCAGGAGGUUCUCCGGCACCUGAGGCAAGAGGAAAGGGAGGAGGUCACUCUGAGCAGACUGGGGACCUCCGUGGUGCCCUGGAACUCCACGAUGUCCCAGGAGCCCGAGCUCCUCAUCAGUGGCAUGGAAAAGCCCCUCUCUCUCCACACAGAUUUCUUCUGA
This is a messenger RNA of Carlito syrichta (Philippine tarsier), 1309 nucleotides long. It is a transcript of the gene STING1, whose product is annotated as transmembrane protein 173. Gene Ontology annotation, molecular function: 2',3'-cyclic GMP-AMP binding; cyclic-di-GMP binding. The transcript has 8 exons. NCBI's taxonomy places the organism in Eukaryota, Metazoa, Chordata, Mammalia, Primates, Tarsiidae. The record is from RefSeq and is a predicted model, not a curated record. Gene Ontology annotation, biological process: positive regulation of type I interferon production; reticulophagy; positive regulation of macroautophagy. Bases 170 to 1309 code for a protein of 379 amino acids. Gene Ontology annotation, cellular component: endoplasmic reticulum membrane; autophagosome.